This is a messenger RNA of Moneuplotes crassus, 1723 nucleotides long. The record is from the annotation of a GenBank genome assembly. NCBI's taxonomy places the organism in Eukaryota, Ciliophora, Spirotrichea, Euplotida, Euplotidae.
GAAUUAUUCAAUAGGGAUGACAAGUCAAGUAAUAAAUUUGGAUGAAUCUAAGAGCGAUAAAGACGAAUUCACCUGAGACUUUAGAGGGUGAGGCAAAAACUUCAGCUGCAAGAAGACCUUGAAGGAUCACUACAGAAUUCACACUGGAGAAAGACCUUAUCAAUGCGCAUUAUGUGGCCAAACUUUUUCACAAUACAGUAGCCUUCAAAAGCAUGGGAGAGUUCAUGAUAAGAAGAAGCCUUAUAAGUGAGAUUACAAGAACUGAGGAAAAGCUUUCAGUCAAGUCUCUAACCUAAUCCGGCAUAAGCGUAUUCACACAGGAGAAAAACCAUAUAAAUGAAAGUUCUGCCCGAAGACCUUUGCAAGUGGGUCAAACUUGAAACAGCACGAACAGACACAUGAAAGUUCUACAAUUCGUGAGACUUAUCAAUGAAAAUUUUGACCUAACACAACUUCUAAAGAAUAUUACUACUACUCCAGUCUUCGAAAGCACUAUCAAGCUUACCACAAGGCUGAGCUUAAAAAGCUGAAAUCUACUAUGGAUCCAGACGAUGUUGUCAAAAGUAGAAAAAUAGGUGCAGUAUUUUUAAUAGAAUCUUUUUACAGGAAAGCAUUGGACCCUAAUAAUAGAAAGAAAAUAAACAAUAAGUCCUCUUUGAUGUACAUGAACCAUGUUCAGGAAAAUAAUGACAUCCCAGCCAAGAAUACUGAAAAUGGGGUUCCUGCUGAGAUUCCAAAGAGUUGCUCAAAUGUCUCACAUAGUUGUGGUUGAAAAGAUCCAGCCACCAAACUGAAAGAGAGCGGGGCUAAUGAUCAAAAUUCUGCCUUUACAGCAACCUGAUGUUCUCUGAAGCCUAAAAACACUCUCUCUAGAAAGAUGAGUCAAAAGCUCAAGAUGCAGUCGAGUUCUGGAUUUCGAAAAGGAGCAUCGAUGUCUGAGAAAUCUAUGAAGAAUUGAAACAGCUUUAAUAGUAUCACACAGCAUUUGAUUAAUAACCCUAAUGCUGUGCAACCUUAUGCUGGCCAAGCAAACGAUAAUUUCUUUGCCAUGGAAUCUGAUAACACUGGAGGAGCUCCUAAAGUAGAGUACAAAAAGAAGGAGGAUGAGUUCUCUGAGAACAACAAACUGAACAUAUUCACCAUGUCUAAAACAGGCAUUAAUAUCUCUAAAAAGUCGGUUGGCCAGGGUCUGAAGUCGAUUUCGCCCUUUUCUUCGGUAGAUGAGGGAAAAGAUUCAUCAAAAAAUAAUAUAGAUAAAAAUGGUAUGUACAAACCUAAGCCUCAGAUUAAGAUUAGUUAUGAAGAAGAACCUAGUCCCUCCAUCGCCAUGCCUCAUCCUUUGAUAAAGCAGCCUCCCAAGCUUCCGGCUCUUCCAAAAGACUUGAAGAAUAUGAAGCUCAGUUUUGAGAAUCAGAAGCCGAAGUGGGAUAGGAUUAAUAACUUACUUAACGGUCCAAUGAGGUCUCAAAUACCGACAGAUGUCCUGCUAAGCCUCCCGUGAAUUAAGGAGAGUAUUAAUUUCGGAACAAACAAAAACACCAUUAACGAUUUCGAAUUAAUGGUAGAGACUAACACUAGUACUAAACAAUGAAGACAGCUCUGCGGUAACGGCAACGUCUGUCCUGAAUUAUUACCAGUAAUGUGAGACACUUAUAAAAUGAACCAAUGUACUUGCACUAACGUUUGAAAGAAGAAAGUGAGAUUUCUGAAAUCCGAAAAUUAA